CAUUACGGCUCGCAGCUCGCAUUCCUCCACAGUCACACGGCUGCACGGCACUACUUUCUAUUUUGCGGUCUGGUGGGUGCCUCUAGUUCACUUCCUGCUGGAUUCGCGAACCGUGCCGUCCGAGACAUGGAGUCGUCCGAGAGCUGCACGGACAUUAGCAAUCUGGAGACCAUGCUGGCCAAGAGCUUGACUUUGGAGGACACUCCAAAUCCGACCACGGCCGAGGACAUUCUCACCACCAUCACCAACUACUUUCGAGAGCUUAGGGCCGUGUGCGCGAAAGGGAAAGUGUUCCAGGAUGCGGUGGCCGAGUCGAACAUCAUUAAGCACUCGACCGAAAUCAUCCAGAAACUGCUAAACGACCCCAGGUGCCUGCAGUACGAGCGAGUGCUCGUCUGCAUCCGGGUCGGAGUGCAGUUCUUUGGAAACUUCGUCGUGGACAAUGACCACACAAGGAGCCUCAUGUGGAACAGUAACAAGUCCCUCUUAAGGGAGCUUCUGAACCUGAGCGACGUGCGGGCCGCUAAUUUCACAGCCAUGGUCGUCUACAACAUUUUCAAAGGGAACACCGCUAUUCCUUACACGGAGGUUACUCACAUUUUCCCAAUGAUUUUGAGUCUGGCAGCUAAGGAGUCGGAAUUUGCUCUCUUCUGCGUGGAGCACCUGAUCAGCUGGCCAGGGUUCGUGUCGCAGGUGUACCCAGUACUGGGGGUGGGUGAGCGGCUCUUCCUUCUGGAGGUGUGCCGUGAGUUGACCGGCAAGGGAGCCCACCUGCCCGCUGACACGGCGAUGCUGAUUGCGAGCGAGUUCAAGAAGAAGGCGGACAUCAUCUUUGUGGCGCACAACGGCCUGCCGACGCCCGACCCAUCAGAGUCAGCUGCUCUGCUCGAAGCUGUGGCCACCGCCUCCGGGAUCGUCGGCUCGGAUGGCGCAGCCAAGCUGCAGCAGGAUGGCGCGCUGCUCACCAGCGCCGUCUUCCUGCUGCGCGGCAUCCACGCGUGCAUGUCUGUCGAGGACAAGCUGAGCGCGUUUGACGCGCGCGGAGAAAAGGUGCAAGAACUGCGCCAGAGCCCCAUGUACGGUUUCAAGGCGCAACUCGUCCGCCUCAUCGGCAACCUCUGCUACAGGAACAAAAUCAACCAGGACAAAGUCAGAGACAUGGAGGGAGUGCCGCUUUUGCUGAACUGCAGCCGCCUUGACGCUUGCAAUCCUUUCAUUACCCAGUGGGUUGUUCUAGCAAUCCGCAACAUCUGCGAGGGCAACGCAGAAAACCAAGCCUUAAUCGCCUCUCUCGCCCAGGAAGGAGACCAGAUUCUUCAGGGAGGGGCCGUCCGAUUGAACCCUGAUGCCAACGGUGCCAUGCGAGUCAGCUUUGUUGAGUCAUCCGAUUAGCCUUUGGUUCGAUAAAAUCUUAUUUUAAUAUGUGGUAGUAUGUGAGCCCGGUAGAAUAUCUGGCAACCCUAAAUGUGACACAAUGGAGAAUCAAAAAGCACUCAGCCCUUAAAAAGCAGUUCCUUCCCUGUUCAGGGUUCAAACAAAGAACCUGAGCCUUCUAGCACGUCCAAAAGCGGGGCGUGACAGUUUCCCCCAAAAUAUUUAAUCAAGUCACAAAGCUGUAACAACCUGCUGCUGUACCAUGCUUUAAACUUGAAGCAACCAUGUGUUCCUUUUGUUACCAUGAAAUUGUAAAAUAAACACUACUUGAUUCUC
This is a messenger RNA of Cloeon dipterum, 1710 nucleotides long. Its product is annotated as ataxin-10. Bases 127 to 1392 code for a protein of 421 amino acids. NCBI's taxonomy places the organism in Eukaryota, Metazoa, Arthropoda, Insecta, Ephemeroptera, Baetidae. The record is from RefSeq and is a predicted model, not a curated record. Gene Ontology annotation, cellular component: cytosol. The transcript is spliced from 5 exons. Gene Ontology annotation, biological process: neuron projection development.